CGCUCGUGCAAGGCGCGUGUGAGCGCAGAGCAGCGCGGCGCCUUGCACCAGCGUGCCCAAACUGUGGUGAAGGUUCAGGCCCGACUCAGGCGCGGGUCGCAGCUCUUUGAGGCACAGAACCCCCCUCAUCUCCGUUGAGGGAAAACAGACCGGUUUCCACCAAUGAUGCCUCACCAGGUAGCCCCAGAUGGCAGGUCUGGAGGCCAUUUUCCAAGGUCUCAUCUUGCAGAAGCAGUUGCCAAGGCCAAGGCAAGUGGGGGUGGAGGAGGAGGUGGCGGAGGAGGUGGCGGCGGCGGCGGCAGCAGCAGCGGAAGAGGCCUGGUGGGACAGAUCAUACCUAUUUAUGGAUUUGGAAUCUUUCUAUACAUCUUGUAUAUUCUAUUUAAGCUCUCUUCCAAGGGAAAAACCACUACAGGGGAGCGGAAAUGUCCUUCUACUAUACCUGGAAACAUGAAUAGGAAAAUCAGUGAUUAUGAACUCACCCAACUACAAGAAAAAUUGAGAGAAACUGAGGAAGCCAUGGAAAAAUUAAUUAACAGAGUAGGAUCUAAUUGUGACAGUGGGGCCCAAAAUGUUGCGACAGACCAGGAAAAAAGAUUACUUCAGCAACUACGAGAGAUCACUAGAGUCAUGAAAGAAGGCAAACUCAUUGAUGGCAUCUCCCCAGAGAAAGAAGCUGAAGAAGCUCCUUAUAUGGAAGACUGGGAAGGUUAUCCAGAAGAGACCUAUCCUGUCUAUGAUCAUUCUGAUUGCAUUAAGCGAAGCCAGGACACGAUUCUUGUAGAUUACCCUGGCCCCACUCAGCCCUCUGCUGAAGAGCUAGCAGAAAGAAUGGAAGGUGUGGGAGAUGAGGAUUAUUUGGGUAGUGAAACCUUAUUGUCCAAUUUCACUUCAGGGAGGGACAGCCAUGAGACAGGACAGAAAGAGAAUGAGCAGCCCAGCUUCAGCAACACGGGUGGUGUCCUUCAUCCUAGCCAUAACUUUGAGACGUGCUAUUGUUGUCACUGUGAGGAGGAUGAUCCUGCUGUCGUAGCAGAGAAUGCCGGGUUCCACUCUGACACCUGCAGCGAGGCAGAAGAGCCAACCAAAGAGAACCUGGCUGUAGAAUCUGACAGUGAAAAUGCAGCAGUAAAAAUCCAAGCUGGCAGGGAGUCAAGUGAAGCUGGUGCACUGAGGAAGCGAAACACAAAAGUACAUGAAUGAUGGAAACCAUGUGUGGUCAUUAUAGUAAUGGUGACAUCCCACAACAUCCCACACGUUGUCAAAUGUAUGCUCUUUGUUCGUGACCCAGACUUCCUUCCCUUUCCACUUUCAGCACUUCAGAUUAAUUUCAGUUUGGUAACGACUGUACCAGCACCUACCUGACUUGGAAGGUAAUGACUUCUUUCAUUCAGCGUCUUCGUUGCUUGUUAUUCACCUGCCAGCAGCCCGUGCUCCUUGCUUGCAAGAGACUGCAACAUGUUUGACCAGAGUUACUCUCUUCAGAUAUUCACACAUUCUCUCUACUUUCUGAUUGCUGCCUCUUAAUAACACCCUUUCCUCUGAAAUACUAGCUUUGCCACAGGAUCCUGAUGGUCAGCACUGGGAAGGACUUCAUACCCCGGAGUCCAGCCUCCCUGACUAGUUAUGAAAACAAGGCCAUUUGUAUUAGUGUUUUGAUGGGGAGGAAAGCGUUGAGGUUGUACCUGUGUAGCAGUUGUCAAUUCAUCUAAUCACCUAACUGUCAAGGAAUCCAGCAUGAGCUGCAUUGGUGACAAGAUGCUUUUUCGAUCCAGGAAUAACUGCUUCUGUUUCAUCAGUAAAUAUGACACAGCAGGCAUUUUAUUCUUAGACCACUAGGGCACGUCUUGGUCCUAUUUUACUGAAUGCCUGCAUAUACCUAAGUGCAUCUGAGGUGCUGAUAUCACAUAUCUCUUUCAUUUUAAAACCCUCCUAAUUUUUCAGAAAAAAUGUAUUCUGAUGUUUACAUUGAAUAUAUGAUGACAUUCUUGCUAUUUAUGAAAGCUUUCUACUUUGGAAAAAUAGUUCAUUAUAGAAAAAAAGAGAAUAUAUCUGAGACGCUAUUGAAUGCUUUCCCUUUUCUAUUUAGAAUAUCAUUAUUUUGACACUAAACACAUUUGUAGUCAGUUUUACAUUAAACAGUUUCUCCUUUUGUCCCCUCAGAAGCUGUCAUUUUUGCCCCAGCAAUUCCUAGCAGGCUGUUUUGCAAACAAGAUUAUAGGUGUCAAGGGUUUCAAUCUGGCUUUUAAUAAUGGAAAAUGAUGGUUGAAAGUGGCCCAAAAGGCACCGAAGACCCUUUAAACUUUAAUCUUGUCCUCUGUGAAGCGUCUUCCUUCUCAAACCAGUUGCAGUCAUUUCCUCCAAAUUAUAUGCAGUUCUGCUGUUGCCUCAGAGAAUGAAUUGGAAAUAUUGAACAUUCCCACUUCAGCAAAUGAACCUUCAAGAAAAAUUCUUGGAAGAAGAGCUGGCGGUGGCAGGUGAGCUGGUGAUGAGUGCUUUUCUCCUUCAAGUGUGUACAAUAGUAUUGCUCAGGUGAUAAACAUGUUUCCUUUCAGCCUAGAUGGGGCACUUAAUGCUACUUCAGGGCCUACAUUACUGUUGAAAUUUUAUUAAGAAUCCAUAUUGGGAGCAUUGAAGGGGAACUGUAGACAUAAACGUUAAACUUCACAGCAGCUGAGCUGAGAAGACAAAAGGAAUAUUGUGGGAGGGAAGGGAGGGGAUUGUUAGGCCUUGCUGGUAAAUGUUUGCUGUAUUGAAAUAUGAAAAAUAUGACCAAAUGAUUUUUUUAUACUGUAAUUUUCCCUUCUAUUCAUGUAUAUGCAUGGCUGAAUGGAUGGCCCUUAUGUGAAUUAGAUGAUUUAAUAUCGUAAUGCCCAUACUUUGUGAGCAGUGCAAACAAUACCCAAACAACCCUCUUGCCAAUCGGAACACAGCUUUGGGUUGAAGAAAUCAAAAACUGUGUUAUAAUGAGUUUGAUUGAUUUUUAUUCAUUGACUUUAAUGGGGCUGGGACUUCCCUCUUCAGUAGUUUGUCUGUCAGCGUUCCUUGUUGGCACCACACCAUCUCAGUCACUUACAUACACAUUGGAUGGAAGUCUGUCUUGUAUGACAGGAAUCAAGAAUCCAGUGAAUGUUACUGCUUUGUGUUUUCUUUUGAAGUUUGCCAUUAAUUUUAUAUGCCCGAACUAUUUGGGUUGUUUUCAGGCUAAUAUAUAACAUGGGAAAAUAAAACCUUGUUCCUGGAGCAGAGUAACUGCAACCAGGGAUGUGAUGCCACUAUAUGAAGGCAGCAUUGUGCAGUAAAAUACAUCCUUCUCCUAUUUUCAUGACAGCUUUUUGAAAUUCCUGAUCUUUCAACAUUCAUUUUGAUAAGUAAGCCAUUGGGCAUGGCACACAAGGGAGAACAAGGAAAGGUGGCUUUUUCCUCAGCAUAGCUUACAGCAGGUCAAGUAUAGCUCUAAAGCAGAGGGCAGCAGCCUACAGACUGGAUCCAGCCCAUGGACCCAUUAAACCAAGCAACAGAGCUGGGGCUUCAGCAGUGGGAGACCUCAGCAGCAUUCAGGAGAGGGGGGGCAGGUGGGGCUUUGCCUGGGGCUUUCAGGGGAGUGGUGGGUGAUAGAGAACAGUGGCCAGGGCCUAGUGCCAGCCUACCUCACACCCAAACGGCACCUUUCCAGCUUUCUGUUGGAAAACGUUGCUGACCACUGCUCUAAGGUACUCUGACAGUAAUUUACGCACUAAAACUUCUGCUGAUUUCAGGAAUAGGCAGGGCGGACAUUGCCUCGUUGUCCUAUCUCCUAAACAACCCAUGACAUGUCUUAUGUAGUGGAAGUGGUCACUAGAAAAGCAAUCUUCUUCCACCUUGGGAUUCCCCUUCGUCAGCUUCCACACAGGAGGAGCCUUUAGCUGCUUUAUGAUGUUUAGGAUCUGGCCCAGUCUUCCCAUCUGUGCUUCCAGAAUGAGGUUUCUCUUCCUCCAUAUUUAGUAUCUCUGAAUUAGAGCAGUCAUAGCAGAUGACCUCAAUCACAGCAGAAGCUGUUUCACACUCUCUGCCUCAUAGCAGUCACAUGCCUGCAGUCAAAUGCUCUUACCACAUGUUUGGUUUCUGCUUGCCUAGCUUCAUUCGAACCAACCAACAAAACCAGUGUCUUUAUUUAUAAAACAUUGUGCUACUCUGUUUCAGAAAUAUGUUAAUACCAAAGCUUCAGCCUAGUGCAAGUGCCAUUUCUUUUCCAGCUGUGUGCAAUGACAGUGUUCAUUAAAUACUGUGUUACCCCUGCAAAUAAUUAUUGGAGAGACAAAUGGAGCUGAUGAUGACCACUUAUAUGUAUUAAAAUAGGCUAUUUUGCAAAAGCAUCAAGAUCUGCUUGCUAAGGUUAUGUAUGUGAUUUGUCAAAGAUAUUUUUUAUGAAACUGGAUUACCACCAGUUGGCAUUGUUUGUUCCUCUCUGUAAAUGAUAUGGUAUAGUUAAAUCUUCUGAGAAUGAGACAGGAAUCUAACCCUCAUGAAGAAGAGGACAUCAGCUCAGUUCUUGACCACAAACAACAUUUUGGGGCAGUUCAUGGAAGUGCAGACUUCUGGAAUGCUAAGUUUCUGCAAAGCUGUGCUUAUGUAAUUUGGGUUCCUAUUGUUUAUAAGUGUCUGUCAGUGAAAUUCAAAAUGUCCUUUGUGGGUAUUCUUUUUAUUAUUUAUGAUUGAGACUGGCAGCAUAUUUCAAAGUAUAACAAUAUGGAAAUAACCUUAUAUGUAAGAGGCAUACGGAUGCCUUAGAUACCUAGCUUAACACUGUAUUUAAUAAGACUAAAAUGUAGCAAGUUGUUUUUGAAUAAUAAAGUCAAACUGCUGGCCAAGUGGUAAACAGAAGUGUAAUCUGAAAGUUUGCAAAA
Alligator mississippiensis (American alligator) is the source of this 4886-nucleotide messenger RNA. RefSeq names its product RIC3 acetylcholine receptor chaperone (gene RIC3). Bases 163 to 1203 code for a protein of 346 amino acids. Gene Ontology annotation, cellular component: intracellular membrane-bounded organelle; neuronal cell body; neuron projection. NCBI's taxonomy places the organism in Eukaryota, Metazoa, Chordata, Crocodylia, Alligatoridae. The transcript has 6 exons. Gene Ontology annotation, biological process: synaptic transmission, cholinergic; protein localization to cell surface. The record is from RefSeq and is a predicted model, not a curated record.